CUCAAACUGUGAAAUGUGGAAAGUAAAAUUGUCAUUUUUUUUUCUUCAGAAAAACUAAAACUUGCAUCAGAUUAUGAAAGCAUUUCCAUGCCUUGCAGUUCUGUUGCAAGAAAUGAUGUUGGUGUGGAAAGUGCAGCAGAAAUCCUUCUUUCACUGUCAAAAACAUCAGGAUUGCCAGAGACUGUGCAUGUUAAUGCAGCUUGUCCUGAGAGAGUAGAAGAUAUUCAGCCUGUUAGAAGGGAAUCUUUGGGGUCACCUGUAUAUUCUCCAAGGAAGAAAUUGAGAAUGCUGGCUAGCAAGUGGAGAUCUCGUGCUUUACGUCUAAACAGAGCAGCAUACAAACGUAAAAGUAAACCUGACUAUCAGGCUGCCCCAGAAGUUCAUUGCAAAUGUUGUGUGAGUAACCUUCCACAUAUGCUGCAGAACUUUCUUGCAAUGUUCAAGAAAGAAGAAAAAGUUAUACAUUCACAAGCUGUAAAUAAAUUCGCACUCUCUGUUCAUUUCAUAAGUCCACAAACUUACAAGUUUUUAAGGGGGUUCUUGCCUUUACCCACACCUCGACGUUUGCAGCAAUUAAUUUCAAAAGUAGAUGUUAUACCAGGCCUAAGUAUGUGUAUGCUCAAUGUACUGAAACUGAAGGUCAGUACACUGAGUUACCUUGCUAAAAACUGUGUGCUCUGCAUUGAUGAAAUGAGCAUCAAAUCCAAUUUAUCUUACAGCAUUUCAAAAGAUGAAGUCACAGGAUUGGUAGAUUUGGGCAGUGGAUGUAGGAUGAAGGUUCUGGCACCUUCUGUGUUGGUGUUCAUGAUCAGAGGGAUUUCUGCAAAUUGGAAGCAGCCUGUGUCAUACCAUUUUGUUUCAGAGUCAUGUCGUCCUACCCAGAUAAAACCGUUGUUAUUUCAGUUAAUUAAAGAACUUCAAAAAAUAGGAUUUCUGGUAAGCGCUGUUGUUUCUGACAUGGGUUCGAACUUUGUGGAACUAGCACGUAACUUGGGUGUCACACCAGAUCACCCAUAUUUUGAGUUUAAUGGCUUGAAGGUGCAUUACCUUUUUGAUAUAUCACAUCUCCUUUAAGCUUUCAGGAACAACUUGAUCAAGUAUAGCUUCAAAUUUUUUGGGAAGGAAGCAAAGUGGAGUGAUAUCGAGAGGAUGUACCUUCACGACAAGACACUUGCACUUCGCUUGGCCCCAAAACUCUUUGAUUGCCACAUAUAUUUGAAUGGCUUUUCCAAAAUGAAGGUGAAGUAUGCUGCCCAAGUGUUCAGCCAUUCUACUGCAGCUGCAUUAAAUACUCAUGUUGCAAUGGGUUUACUUCCUGCUAAAGCACAAGGAACAUCUGAUUUGAUCAAUAAUUUUGACAAAAUUUUUGAUUGCGUGAAUAGCUCUACACUUUAUUCUUCAAAGAAGUACAGGUCAGCACUCAGUGACACAUCUUGCCACAAAAAAUUCAUUCUGCAAAUGCUUCUGUUAUUGGAUGAACUGCGUGUGGUUGAUAAACAUGGAAAAGACAUUUCAAAGUCCAUCAAAUGCUUGUAUGGUUGGAAACUCUCUCUCUCUCUCUGCCAUUUUAAGUAUUUGGGAAUGCUUAAAAAAUAAAGAUUUUUCAUUUCUGUUAACACGAAGGCUGAACCAGGAUGCUUUGGAAAAUUUCUUUUGCAAAAUAUGUCAGCGUGGUGGUAAUUGCGACAACCCAUCUGCAAAUCAGUUCAUGUCCGCAUUCAAGCAACUAUCCUUACAAAUUCAACUUCAUGACUCGUCAACUGGAAACUGCUCAUAGGAUUCUGACCAGUGUAUUUUGAGUGUGAAGGAUUUGUCUGAUACUGUAUUGACAUUAAGUUCUGCUGUGCAUAUGAAGUCGGAUUACAGCCUUAGUGUCCAGACUCAAGAUUACAGAUACAUUCAAAUUCCAGCUCAAAAUGGUUUGUUGUUUGUGGCAGGAUAUGUUAUGCGUAAGUGUUUGCAGAAACAUACCUGCAACAAAUGUGCUGCUUUUGCUAUCGAAAACUCAAAUUUGAAUAGUUCUUCUCAGUUAUUUUGGGGCCUAUGAGAGAGAAAAUAGAGAUUUUGGUGGUUUAUGUAUGCCUUCCGAGUCAUUUGUCACGUUCAUCAACGAAAUGAACCAAAUAUUCUCAGCUCUCUUUAGUGAAAUGCCACACCAUCCUAAUUUAGGACAUACAAUACUUUCCAAGUGUUCCGAAGUUCAGUUCUGCCACCCCUGCGCUUCAUUUCCAAAGUUGUAUGCCAUGAAACUGUUCAUUCGUAUGAUGAUUUGCCACUCACUGAAACGUGUCACCAAGGAUAAAAAAUUGCAGUUAAGCUUGGUUAAGCCAAGGCGUACAAAUAGGAAACUUGUCAAGGUUAUGCAUUCGUAAUGUAAGGAAGCAUUUAUGGUCAUUCUUUUUUUAAUUGUCUUUGAGAGAAUUUCCUUACUUUGUUUGUAAACUAUUUCAGUUCUUGUUCAUGUUGCAGUUUGUAAUAUUACCAUCAUAGCUAGCCACUUGUCUAUAA
Bacillus rossius redtenbacheri is the source of this 2508-nucleotide messenger RNA. RefSeq lists its product as uncharacterized. Bases 88 to 1074 code for a protein of 328 amino acids. The transcript has 2 exons. NCBI's taxonomy places the organism in Eukaryota, Metazoa, Arthropoda, Insecta, Phasmatodea, Bacillidae. The record is from RefSeq and is a predicted model, not a curated record.